AUGGCGUCAACAGAAAAGAUCACGGUCUACAACGUAGCCGACCUCAGAGCAACAACCGACGACGCCCUCCUCAACUACCUCAACUCUCUCGGCCUGGUCCAAUCCCACACCCUCCUCGACACCCGUCUUGCCCUCGGCUUCUCCGCCUUCCUGCUAUCAGCCGCCUGUUUUGCCUGGGACUACAAGCUCGGCUUCGAGUCCACCAAGCAAUACACCCUUGUCGCCGUCGCUCUCUACACUUUACUGAAUGGCGCCCUGACGUACUGGAUCAUGUUCGUCGAGCGGGGCACCAUCUACGCGGGCUCGACCAAGGACGGUAAGACCAAGAUCCGCGUCAUCAGCGAUAGCAAGAAACCGGCCAGCAAGGGGGAGGCGCCGGCGUAUAAGCUGCGGAUCGAAGUGGAGGAUGUGAAUACGAGGAAGACGCAGAAGAUCGAGCUGGAGAAAAAGUUUAGCGAGUGGUUCGAUGCUAGUGGGCGGUUUGUGGCUGCGCCGUUCCAGACUGUGCUGGCACAGGGGAUUCCGCUUGUGGGGAAACUGGAUCCUAAGAGGGCUGUUGCUGCUGCCCCGGCGUCUGGGGGACAGGGUGCGACGAAGGAUCAGUUUGCGGAAACACCGGGCUAUACGGCGGAGAUUCUGGAUGCUAUUGCUAGUGGCUUGGGCGAGAACUCGACAACGACAGGGUCUAGUGCGAAUCAGGAGGCUGCGAAGAAGAGGAGGAAAUAG
Molecule: messenger RNA, 726 nt
Organism: Sordaria macrospora k-hell
Lineage: Eukaryota; Fungi; Ascomycota; Sordariomycetes; Sordariales; Sordariaceae
Biological process (GO): protein targeting to ER
Cellular component (GO): signal peptidase complex; membrane
Source: RefSeq, a predicted model, not a curated record